This is a messenger RNA of Leptonychotes weddellii (Weddell seal), 2579 nucleotides long. NCBI's taxonomy places the organism in Eukaryota, Metazoa, Chordata, Mammalia, Carnivora, Phocidae. The record is from RefSeq and is a predicted model, not a curated record.
CACAACAAUAACAAACACUGAGGCAGAGGGGCGGAACUACGAGUGCGCCGUCGUGGGCCAAAGUCCAUUUCCCCUUCCCAGGAAGAAAUGGAUUUACCUGCGGAUCGUGUUGAAGAAGUACAAAAUGUCCUUAAUGCUAUGCAGAAAAUCUUAGAGUGUCCAAUCUGUCUGGAGUUGAUCAAAGAGCCUGUUUCCACAAAGUGUGAUCACAUAUUUUGCAAAUUUUGUAUGCUGAAACUUCUCAACCAGAGGAAAGGACCUUCACAGUGUCCUUUGUGUAAGAACGAUAUAACCAAAAGAAGCCUACAAGAAAGUACAAGAUUUAGUCAACUUGUUGAAGAGCUGUUGAAAAUCAUUCAUGCUUUUGAGCUUGACACAGGAUUGCAGUUUGCAAACAGCUAUAACUUUUCAAAAAAGGAAAAUAACUCUCCUGAGCAUCUAAAGGAGGAAGUUUCUAUUAUCCAAAGUAUGGGCUAUCGAAACCGUGCCAAAAGACUUCGACAGAGUGAACCUGAAAACCCUACCUUGCAGGAAACCAAUCUUAGUGUUCAACUCUCUGACCUUGGACUUGUGAGAUCUCUGAGGACAAAGCAGCAGAUACAGCCUCAGAAUAAGUCUGUCUACAUUGAAUUGGGAUCUGAUUCUUCUGAAGAUACAGUUAAUAAGGCAAGUUAUUGCAGUGUGGAAGGUGACAAGUUGUUACAAAUCACCCCUCAAGGAGCCAGGGCUGAAGCCAGUUUGAAUUCUGCAAAAAAGGCUGCUUGUGAAAUUUCUGAGGACAUAACAAAUAUUGAACAUCAUCAAUCCGGUAAUAAAGAUUUGACCACCACUGAGAAGCAUGCAACUGAGAAGCAUCCAGAAAAGUAUCAGGGUGAAGUGGCAUCCGGGUACGAGAGUGAAACAAGCCUCUCUGAAGACUGUUCAGGGUUGUCCUCUCAGAGUGAUAUUUUAACCACUCAGAUGCUUGUGCACAAGUUUGCCAGAAAACAUCACAUCACUUUAACUAAUCAAAUUUCUGAAGAGACUACUCAUGUCAUCAUGAAAACAGAUGCUGAAUUUGUGUGCGAACGGACACUAAAAUAUUUUCUGGGUAUUGCAGGAGGAAAAUGGGUAGUUAGCUAUUUUUGGGUGACCCAGUGUAUUAAAGAAAGAAAGAUGCUAGAUGAGAUAUUCAGAGGCCUAGAAGUCUGUUGCUAUGGGCCCUUUACCAAUAUGCCCACAGAUCAACUGGAGUGGAUGGUGCACCUCUGCGGGGCUUCUGUGGUGAAGGAGCCUUCGUUAUUCACUCUCAGCAAGGGUACUCACCCAGUGGUGGUCGUGCAGCCGGAUGCCUGGGCAGAGGACAGUGGCUUCCAUGCGAUUGGGCAGAUGUGUGAGGCACCUGUGGUGACCCGAGAGUGGGUAUUGGACAGUGUAGCCCUCUACCAGUGCCAGGAGCUGGACACCUACCUGAUCCCACAGAUUCCCCGCGCUGCUGCUCACUCCAGCCAGCCAUGCGUGUAGCGUCUGGAGCCUGUCUCCAUAGGACCCCGAGAAUGAUCCUAAGAAGCAGCCUUUUUCCAGGCUCCAGGAGCUCUUCUUCAGUCCUUCCACAGUCCCGGUUACUGAAUAUUUUAUGUACAUUAGCCUGAGAAGAAAUUCUGGCUAUGCAAGGGUCCCUUAAAGAUUUUCUGCUUCAAGUCGCCCUUUGAAAUCUACCAUGAGCACAAAAUUGUCCUAAUUUUUCACUUGGAAAGAAUUUAAAACCAUUUAAACCCCACCAAUUUAGCAAGAUGCUGAUUCAUUAUUUAUUAGCCCUAUUCCUCAUACUGGGGAUGUUGGCUUAGAGCUGGAGGCACGGGAUGCUGGCCUCCGGAGAGUAGCUGGUCUCCCUGAGUUUGCUCCUCUAAAACCCGAGUCAGACCCUUCAGUGGAAAGCGAGUACUUGGGGAAUCUGUGACGUGACUUAAAAUCAGAAUAGUCCUCGGGCGGCUCUCAAAUGUUGGAGUGGAGCAGGGGUGGGGGCCGGAGGGAUUCAGAGGCAGGUAAUAGAUGUAAAUAUGAACGCUGAGGGUUAGAGGAGAGGGGAGUCACACUGGCCCUGAUCUCCAGAAGUCUGUGCUAUAGCCACUGGAUUUCUAAGGAAUUUCGUAGCACUGAUGUGCUCUGAAAUAGAAUCUCUUCAAGAACUGGUGUCCGAAGAGAGUCUUCUAAUUCCCCGUUAGAAAUAAACACAGUGUUUGUUGUUGUAGCUCUGAUAUGUCACCCAUUCCUCUUGAAACAUAAGAUCUCUGAUAUGGAUAUUUCAUGUCUGAAAAUGACGGAUCCCACCAGGAAAGGAGCUGUUGCUCUCCUUGAGGUAAUUUUUUCCUCUGUGCCUCCUCUUGCUGAACUGUAUAGCUUCGUAAAUAAUUUUGUUUGCCGAAGGAAGAGAAAGUGUUUUUCAUCAACUCAUUAUCCAGGACUGUUUAUAGCUGUUGGAAGGACUAGGUCUUCCUUAGUCCCCCAGUGUGUGAGGGCAGUACAGACCUGAUUGUACAAAAUGUUUUGUAAAUGUUGUGCUAUUCACCUGCAAAUAAACUUGGUAGCAAACACUUCCA